AUGCUUUUCAUGAAUUUGCCAGUUGAUGUUAUUCUGUGUAUAGCAGACUUUCUUUCAUACGCCGACCUCGCGUCUUUAAAUCGUACUAAUCAAAACCUCGCGUAUCUACUAACACCCUUUCUGUACAACUCAAUCCUCAAGUCUGAACAAGCACCCACAGAUCCAUAUUACGGACUACCAUGGCCUGUAUGGAUCAAUUGCAUCGGAAAAUGGCGCUCCCCCUUAUUGCUCAACUAUUUUGAGGAGACGCCGAUGUCAAACUUGGCGUACACAGGUCUGUACCGUGCCACUCUAAUCCACCUGGCGGCCCAACAGGACAACUGUGAUCUGGUUGAGAUCCUGAUUAGUAGAGGAUUCGCUCCCGAUGAGAAGGACUACUUUGGGAAGACUCCUUUACAUUACGCUUUGAACAAUCAAAAAGAGCAGAUGGCAAACUAUCUCCUUGAUCUCGGAGCAGACGUAAUGGCCAAAAAGGGUUACAGCCUCUUGCUUGCGGCAGAGGGUUGCUCUCCUGAGAUGGUGGAGCGUAUCGUCGAGAAAAUGGAAGCACUGGAAGCGCGUUUCAAGCCCUUUGAGUUCACAGGCUUUCCAACAGAUAACACGGUCCGAACAAUCAAGGAUCUAUCUCUUAAUGCAGCCAAAAUACGGCGCUCGACGGAAAUUGCCGAACUUCUGAUUCGCUAUGGAGCCGAUCCCGAAUGGGCGUCGAAUUCUCAGGCAGUCAGUAUUUUUGCAGCAUAUAUGGACCAAUUGGAGGAACCUUUCGUUCCAGAGUUCUAA
Molecule: messenger RNA, 780 nt
Organism: Talaromyces amestolkiae
Lineage: Eukaryota; Fungi; Ascomycota; Eurotiomycetes; Eurotiales; Trichocomaceae
Exons: 1
Coding region: 1-780 (259 amino acids)
Molecular function (GO): protein binding
Source: RefSeq, a predicted model, not a curated record